AUGGCGGGGACAAUCAAGGAGGGGUUGAGGAGCAUUUUAAGAGGAUGGUGGAAGAAAAUCCUGGAAGAAAAUCCUGGAAACCCUUUGUUUUUGAGAAAUUAUGCUCAAUUUCUGUAUCAGUCCAAGAGAGAUCUUCAGGGGGCAGAAGAGUAUUACUCUCGUGCAAUACUAGCAGAUCCAAAGGACGGUGAAGUUCUAUCACAAUAUGCUAAGCUAGCAUGGGAGCUCAGUCAUGACCAAGAUAGGGCUUCAAGCUACUUUGAACGAGCAGUUCAAAUUUCUCCUCAAGAUAGCCAUGUUCAUGCAGCAUAUGCACGUUUUCUCUGUGAAGCAGAGGAAUAUGUGGAUGAAAGUGUUGUGCCAGAAGAGAUCCAAGUCAUGCCAUCACAUUUUCAAGGAGCUGUCGCAUCUGCAAGUGCUUAAAAUUUGGGUUGUGGGAGCCUUGUGACCAAGGCACAUAGGUUUUGAACCUUCUGCAAGUUCAACCUAGAGAGAGAGAGAGAGAGAGAGAGAAAGAGAGGAUGGAAAUUCUUUCUGAGUGAGCUAUUGGCUGGUAGAUGAUAGCAUUAUUCGAGAAUAAGAAUGGCCUUACUAUUGUAUGUGUAUAGAGAAACAUUGUUUAUGUAUACAGGUAAACUGACAAUGGAAGCCAGAGUUCAUACUCAAUGUCACCGUUUGAUU
This is a messenger RNA of Juglans microcarpa x Juglans regia, 681 nucleotides long. RefSeq lists its product as uncharacterized. Lineage: Eukaryota; Viridiplantae; Streptophyta; Magnoliopsida; Fagales; Juglandaceae. The coding region runs from base 1 to 423 and encodes 140 amino acids. The record is from RefSeq and is a predicted model, not a curated record. The transcript is spliced from 3 exons. Gene Ontology annotation, biological process: RNA processing. Gene Ontology annotation, molecular function: protein binding.